This is a messenger RNA of Schistocerca serialis cubense, 843 nucleotides long. Its product is annotated as trypsin beta-like. NCBI's taxonomy places the organism in Eukaryota, Metazoa, Arthropoda, Insecta, Orthoptera, Acrididae. The transcript has 3 exons. Gene Ontology annotation, molecular function: serine-type endopeptidase activity. Gene Ontology annotation, biological process: proteolysis. The record is from RefSeq and is a predicted model, not a curated record. The coding region runs from base 1 to 843 and encodes 280 amino acids.
AUGACGAAACUCAUACUGUGCUGUGCAUGUGCACAUCAGAUGGUAUAUAAAAGUGUUGGGACGGGGCUCUGGACAUUCACCGACACCGCCACCACAAUGCAGCGCCUCGUCCUCUUUCUGGUGUGCAUGCUGGGUUCUGCACUGACCCUGACGUCACCGGCUUUGCCGGGAAGGAAGGCUUCAGGCCGCAUCAUUGGGGGGACCAACGCAGACAUCGCCGACUACCCAUUGCAGGUGUCCUUCCAGAAGUUGGGUUCACACAACUGUGGAGCGUCCAUCAUCAGAUCCAGCUGGGUCCUGACGGCGGCCCACUGCGUGGACGGCCUCAGUCUCUCAUGGAUGAGUUUCCGGGUCGGCAGCUCAAUCCGAGAGAGCGGAGGCUCCGUCCUGCAGGCGUCUUCUGGCUUUAUGCACGGCAAAUAUGACAGAGACACAGUCGACUACGAUAUUGCCGUUGUCCAGGUGUCCGGGUCGCUGCUCGGCAGCAACGCCCAGGUGGUGAGCCUGUCCUCUGACGGCUACGACCCGGCGGCUGGCCUGGCGGUGACGGUGACCGGCCGGCCGAAGUGGUCGUGCGCCUCCACCCUGCAGAAGGUUGACAUUAGCAUCUCGGACCGCUACUACUGCCAGCGCUUUUUCUCUUCCGAGGUGACCGACCGCAUGGUGUGCGCUGGUCAGGCCGGCAAGAGCGUCUGCAACGAAGACUCUGGCGGCCCCCUGGUCAGCGGCAGCAUGCAAGUGGGCAUCGUCUCCUGGGGGGCGAAGACCUGUGAGUCUGCGCCGGCCAUGUACGCCAGCGUCGGCAACCUGCGCUCCUGGAUCCGCUCUGCAGCCGGUGUGUGA